CUGGACAGAGACCUGAGUAGGCAGAGCAAAGUCUCAUCACCUAUUCAAAUUAAAACAUAGAAAGAAACUUAAUUGAAACAUACAUCUAUGCAAUUUUGAAUCCGACUAUUUUGUUUGGUUACAAACAUUAACGAAAAUGUUAAAAAGCUGCGGUAAGAAAUGUGCAGCUUCCAUAGUAGCGGCAACUGUAUUCACCUGCCUGGUGGUGCUCCUGAUAGCGGCACCGCACCAAAGGGUCCAGGUGGAGGAGAAGUCGAUCGGAAGAGAUGGGAUGCGGUCACUACAGAGCCUGGAGAACUUUGGGACAAAUAACGGCGCGCCGGUGGACCAAAGCAAGUUUCAGUACAAUUCAAAGACGGGGCAAGCGAACGGAUUUUCGGCAUAUUUCACCAAAUUGACUCGAGGCAGGAGAGAAGUGGAGAAACCACCGCAAGCCAAGGCAGCAACCGAAACGCCCCCCGCAGAAGAUAUCAACCCGAAUGAUAUCUUCAUCGCAGUCAAGACAACCAAGAAGUUCCAUAAAUCCCGACUGGAUCUUCUUCUUGAUACCUGGAUCUCCAGAAACAUGCAACAGACGUACGUGUUCACUGACGGGGAGGAUGAAGAGCUUAAAAAGAAAAUCGGAAGUCACGCCAUCAACACCAACUGCUCCGCUGCCCACAGCCGGCAGGCGCUCUCCUGCAAGAUGGCGGUGGAGUACGACAAAUUCAUAGAGUCUGGAAAAAAGUGGUUCUGCCAUGUGGACGAUGAUAACUAUGUGAACGCGCGGACCCUGGUGAAGCUUCUGUCCCACUACCCGCACACUCAGGACGUCUACAUCGGCAAGCCCAGCCUGGACCGGCCCAUCGAGGCCACAGAGAGACUCGGGGACAACAAAAUGAGACCCGUCAAUUUCUGGUUUGCUACGGGAGGAGCGGGUUUCUGUGUGAGCCGUGGCUUGGCUCUGAAGAUGAGUCCAUGGGCGAGCGGCGGCCAUUUCAUGAACACCGCUGAGAAGAUUCGCCUGCCAGACGACUGCACCGUCGGCUACAUCAUCGAGUCGGUGCUGGGGGUCAGCCUGAUCCGCAGCAACCUGUUCCACUCUCACCUGGAGAACCUGCAGCAGGUGCCCCGGUCUGAGCUGCACAAACAGGUUACACUGAGUUACGGAAUGUUUGAGAACAAGAGGAACAUCAUACACAUGAAGGGGGCUUUCACAGUGGAGGAGGACCCAUCUAGGUUCCGGUCUGUGCACUGUCUGCUGUACCCGGACACCCCCUGGUGCCCCUCCCGCGUUGUCUAUUAACGGCGACGGCCUCCUUGGUUUGGUAUCCUCGUCCCUUACGGCCUCGGUAUCUGAAAGGCCUGAGGGACCCGUGUGGUAUUGGGCCGUGUCGCCGCUGUGUUUUUGCCGCAGCGACGCACGGUCUCUAGUUUUAUUGGGCUGCUGUGCGGCCCGCGGUUUCGGUUACGGACUUUCCCUUCCCUGUCAGCAUGUUCCCCACCCCCCCACCCACCCCAGUGCGUGGGGAGGCCAGGGCAGCUCGCCUGUAGGGAAGCGGCCCCCAGCUUUGCGCUGUACAGGCAAACGACCAUGCUUCAUAUGUUGUAAAUUUUGCUUGUGUUAAUUUGCAAUUCUCAUAGAAUGUACUUUUAUAUUUGUGUGCCCCUUUGCGCCAGAUUUUACCCACUUCUUUUGUUUCCAUUUUUUUAAUUGCCGGUAUUAUGCUUUUUAUAAUUACUAUCAUUGACUUUGUACAUUCCAUAAUCAGAGUCUUGGAAGCUGUUUAGUAUUAUAUCAGAGGGCUCUGUAGCAAUUAUCAAAGAUGAUGUAGAGAGAAAUGGGGAUCCAUGUUAAUGGAUUUAAAGGAAUUUUGUUGUAAUUUCUUUUUUUGGUAGACUCCGGACAAAAUCAAUGAGGUGAAGUUUUUCUUUAUUUGGUGCUAUCUCAGUAUUAUGAUUUAUGAUUUGCGCUGGUGAGAGGGAGUUUCCUGGAUGUACACUCAGGUGUUUUUCUCUGAGGUAUGCCAUGAUAGAGCACUUUCCCCCCCUAAUGAAUGUUUUGGCCUGUUAUGAUGCAAUUCCGUGCUAAUUAUGAAAGAAAUCCUAUCCCAGAGAUUAACCAUUUCUGUUGACUUUAUUAUAUUUAAUGCCAUUUAUUGCAAUAUAAAACAAUCUUGGGGAAAAUGAGUAAUAUAUUAGCAAUGAUCAAAAGGAAUCCUACAAUCAUCUUGUGUACUUCAUACAGAUGUGGUAAAAAUGAUAAUUGCACAGCUUCCUUUAAUAAAUAAAUUGCUGCUUGCUCUUGUAAAGUGCACAGAGGGAUGUGACGAUGUUGAUUUCCAUGACAGACUUUUUUUAAAUGGACCUGUUUACACCAAGUUAUUUGAGACAUUGUCACAUCCCUUUAUAAACAGCCUAAAGAAAUGUGUGUGCCUUCCAUGUAACACAGUGUAUAGCAGAUCAACAUGUUGAAUCAAUGGCAGCUGAAGAAUAUUCUUUGAAAUGUCAAUUUUAUUUUUUCUCUUGGCUUUUUCAUCACCAUUGAUUCAUAUUACAGGAGCUCACUGGUAGAUAGAAAAGCCAUUUAAAUUUUCUUGAAAGCACACAAUUUCCUCUUGAGGGUGCUAGCCAUCUUUUUAACUGUUACUGUGAAACUCUGGGCCUGUUAAAUGACAGCUUUACAAGAGCAUUGCCAGUUUUCCAAAUACACAGAGGUUCUCUGUGAGAAUGACCCACACUGGGUCUGUUUGUAAAUCUAUUUGAAGCAGUAGUUCUGUACUGUGACUUUUGUUUAUAAAUGUUUAUAUAUGUAUUUUUUUCUGUGGAUCAGAAAUGCUUCUGAUGUACUUCAAAGGAUUGUUUCUGUUUUCUAUUUGUUAUCAUUGUGUCUUCUUCUGUAAUUUAUACUCCAGUAUCUGGAUUGUUUAAUUCUGUGUUGUAAAUAUAUAUACAUAAAGAAUGCUUCUCAGGGAUUACAAACCUGAUAUUGUUACCCUGGAGAUUCUUGUGGUAACCAUUCUUUGCUUUUAAUAAAGCAGCAUAUUGCCUGCCUGACAAACAUGAUGUCUUA
Messenger RNA from Conger conger (European conger), 3052 nucleotides. Its product is annotated as beta-1,3-N-acetylglucosaminyltransferase lunatic fringe-like. The record is from RefSeq and is a predicted model, not a curated record. The transcript has 8 exons. Lineage: Eukaryota; Metazoa; Chordata; Actinopteri; Anguilliformes; Congridae. Gene Ontology annotation, biological process: regulation of Notch signaling pathway; pattern specification process. Gene Ontology annotation, molecular function: O-fucosylpeptide 3-beta-N-acetylglucosaminyltransferase activity. The coding region runs from base 137 to 1285 and encodes 382 amino acids. Gene Ontology annotation, cellular component: Golgi membrane.